ACCAAGCGAUUUCUUUUCUUUUUUUUGUAUCUGACUAUUCAAACCAUCAUGGCAACAUUAUCUGGCUUUAGUGUGGAUUGCUUGCAAAGCAUAAAUCCUCCUUUCAGUUCUUAGGGUUAGAGAAGUGGUUCAGUUUUCCCUAUAGGAGAAAGAAAAGGGAGGAGAUAAGGUAGUUGAUCUGUCUGGCUCAGUUGUAAAAAGAAUAAAAUACAAAAGCCUGGUGCUAAGAUUGAUUACUCCGCCUCUCAAAAUGCCCUUUUAAAGGCUUCCUAACAAAACUGCAGUAUCUCACAACAGAAGAAGCAAGCAUGACUGAGAAAACUUUUGCAGAAGAAAUAGAAAAGGCCCUGGAAAAAUCCAAAGGUCUUAACCUCAAGGAACUUCUGUUUUGCUACAAUGGGACCUUCUAUCCCACUACUGUAUGCAGCACGGAAACAUUCCAAGCCCUGGAGAAUUUUGAAGCCAGAAAAGAUGAUUUGGUGCUGGUGUCUUAUCCCAAAUGUGGUGUUAAUUGGCUGAUUCAAAUUGUGAAUGAUCUGAUUGUCACAACUUUGCAAACUAAGCAUGAGAAUGCAGAACUGCCUUUCAUUGAAUGUGGAGAUCCUGAAAAGUGUCAGAGGAUGAAACAGUUUCCAUCUCCAAGGAUUGUGGCCACACACCUCAAUUACAACCAUCUUCCUAAGUCCAUCUUUAAAAAUAAAGCCAAGGUGCUGGUGAUGUUUCGAAAUCCUAAAGAUACAGCUGCAUCAUUUUUCCAUUUUCACAACAAUGCUCCAAGCGUUCCAAGUUAUAACUCAUGGGAGGAGUUCUUUUCAGAAUUUAUGAAUGGGACAGUUGCCUGGGGAUCUUAUUUUGACCAUGCAGUCACCUGGAACAAACACAUAGAUGAUGAAAAUGUUCUGCUGCUGACAUAUGAAGACUUAAAAGAGGACUUGUUUAAUGGAGUGAAACAGAUUGCUGAGUUUUUCGGUUUUGCUUCUACCAUGGAGCAAAGUCAAUCUAUUGCAGAUAGGGCUUCCUUCGAAGUGGUGAGGGAGAGAUCAAAGGAGACACAUGGCGCAGCUGGUCCACUUCUCUUCCGGAAAGGUGUAGUAGGUGAUUGGAAGAGUCUUUUCAAUGAAACACAAAACCAGAAAAUGGAUGCAAAAUUUAAGGAGUGUUUAGCAGGAACAAAGCUGGAAGCAAAACUGAAGUAUGAUGUAUACUGCAAAGCCUGAAAGUGUGAACGGUUUCAUUUUAAUUACCAUUCCUUUCAUACACUCGAGAAAAAACAAGCACAUUUUUCUGUGGCAGUUUUCAGAGACUGCAGUACUGUUUAGUGUCAGAUUUCUAGGAUGCAUUUUUCUUAAGCAGGGCCUUUUAAGAUACCCAAUAGAGCACUGAAUAUAAUGACCUCACCAUCUUCCCUCCCUCAGAUGCAGGAUUUUCCCUCUGUUUUCCUCUUCCUUUCUGACUGAGCAGCCCCUUUAUCUAUUUUCUUCUUUCCUGAGAUCUCUGGUUGUCUCACCAUGUCAUGUUAUUGUGGGCAAGAGACAAAAUUACCCUCUUACGCUUCUGAAAUGGCACAAAAGAGACUUUGUAACAUUCAAAAAUAAAAUAUUUUAUUUAACAUA
This is a messenger RNA of Heteronotia binoei (common prickly gecko), 1613 nucleotides long. RefSeq names its product sulfotransferase 6B1-like. Gene Ontology annotation, biological process: sulfation. Gene Ontology annotation, molecular function: sulfotransferase activity. NCBI's taxonomy places the organism in Eukaryota, Metazoa, Chordata, Lepidosauria, Squamata, Gekkonidae. The transcript has 7 exons. Gene Ontology annotation, cellular component: cytoplasm. The coding region runs from base 309 to 1217 and encodes 302 amino acids. The record is from RefSeq and is a predicted model, not a curated record.